Messenger RNA from Solanum pennellii, 2768 nucleotides. RefSeq names its product pentatricopeptide repeat-containing protein At4g02750-like. The transcript has a single exon. Lineage: Eukaryota; Viridiplantae; Streptophyta; Magnoliopsida; Solanales; Solanaceae. Bases 1199 to 2629 code for a protein of 476 amino acids. The record is from RefSeq and is a predicted model, not a curated record. Gene Ontology annotation, biological process: RNA modification. Gene Ontology annotation, molecular function: protein binding; RNA binding.
AGUUCAGGGAUAAUAGGAUCUUUGUAUAGUAUAAGUGUGUUUCUGAGAUUUCUGGCAUAGGUUGAGGGGGUACUUGUGCAUUAUCCCUCGUUUCUGUAAGGAAAAGAAUUUGAAGAAAUUUUAGGUCUCAUCGAAUCACAUGUAUAGAUAUUGAUAACUCACCCUCAGUCACAUGUUGAUGUGACAUGAACUCAAUUUCUCCAUGUGUUUCCCAGACCCAGUGAGAUAUUACUUUUUGGACAAGGUUAGCUUAUGUGUUGGCAAGCUAAUUGUGGAAGUGAUUUUAGAUUAAUAAUGUGUAUGUAUUCGAUACAAAAUUUUAACUAUAAACUUAUUGAGUUGUAUUGAUUCGUAAUUGAUACUUUAGCUCUGUCCUGCUUAAACCGGGGAGGAGGGUGGUUGGAAUACAUCACUUCAUUUCUCCUGCAUCUUUUCUGUCCUGGAUAUUCUUUUGUGAGGUAUAAUUCGCUUGUCCGAUGUAGUCUUAACACACAUAGGGAAAAUCAAAUUAAUCGAGGCUUCAAUAUAAGUAUCGAACGAUGGGUGGAAAGUGAAAAAAAUGAAGUCUCUGCCUUGGAAAUAUUGUUAUGAAUGAGUCAUUUGUUAACUAGUUUAUUGGCAAACAUCAUUGUCUUCUCAAUUCUAAAAUAUGUGAUGAUAGCUACAUUAAAAUCAACAUUCAAAAUCCUCCAAGAAAGGGAAAAAGAACAAAUAUAUUCUCGAACUAUCGUAAAUGUUACGUAGAUACCUUUAUCAUAUUUUAGGGACAUUGAUGCUUCUGCUGUCCAAAAACUAGAGCGUAUGCUCUUUUUCCACAACACAGCCAUUCCAUAAAAAAGUUGAUCUCGACGAGUUACUAGACACUCCACGCAUGCACAAACACUCAAACUUGAUCUCGACCAGUUACUAGACACUCCACGCAUGCACAAACACUCAAACUUGAUCUCGACCAGUUACUAGACACUCCAUAAGAGUCUGCAUCUCGACACCUUAAUUUAGUCUCGACUAGCCACCAAAUGCUCCAACUCAUCGCCAUUGUGUCUCAUGGACACUUGACACGUAACUAUUGGAGGUCCCGAGAUGUACGUACUAAAAGUUGGAGUUUUUACUUAUCCGCUAAAACCAAGUUUGAAUGGUGAGGCUAGCCUAUAUAAAAGCUUUUUCAUUUCCCACCAUUUGAAAGAGUAGAAGCUCAAUCAUGCCAUUGACAACAAAAUCCUAUUCACAACUCAACAAUACAUCCACAAAAAUCCUCAAUUUCUUGAACAAAACCUCAAUUUCACCUUCUCAAAUCUCCCAAAUCCAAGCUCAAAUCAUCCACAACAAUCUCCAUUUCAACACCACCAUAGCUCACAACUUCAUCUCUGUUUCCAAAUCUUUAGGUCUCUUUAACUCUGCUUACACCCUUUACACUAAACUCAUCAAGAAACCCCACAUCUUCAUCUGCAACACACUGAUUCAAGAAUGUUCACAUUCCGAAAUCCCAUUCCUCAAACAGAAUUCGAUUUCUAUGUAUGUUCAUAUGCAUAAAGAAGGUAUUUUUCCGAAUAAUUACACGCACCCUUUUGUUCUAAAGUCUUUAUCUGAUCUUAAGGAGCUAAAAUUAGGCAAAUCUGUACAUACCCAUGUUGUGAAAUGGGGUUAUGUUUGUGAUAUUUAUGUGCAGAAUUCAUUGUUGAAUUUGUAUGCUUCUUGUGGUGAAAUUGAGUUUUGUCAGCAAGUGUUCGAUGAAAUGCCUGAGAGAGAUGUUGUUUCGUGGACGGUUUUGAUUAUGGGGUAUAGAGAUUGUGGGAAGUUUGGUGAUGCACUUGUUGUGUUUGAGAAAAUGAAGGAUUCGGGUGUGGCGCCUAAUCGGGUGACGAUGGUGAAUGCAUUGUCUGCUUGUGCUAAUUGUGGUGCUUUAGAUAUGGGGAUGUUGAUACAUGAUGAAAUAAGGAGGAGUGGAUGGGCCAUGGAUGUGAUUUUGGGUACUUCUUUGAUAGAUAUGUAUGGGAAGUGUGGGAAAAUCGAACACGGUUUUUGGGUAUUUCAAGAGAUGAAACAUAGGAAUGUGUAUACUUGGAAUGCUGUGAUCAGAGGGUUGGCGUUGGCUAAAAGCGGGGAGGAGGCAGUGCGAUGGUUCUUCAUUAUGGAGCGCGAAGAUGUCAAACCUGAUGAAGUGACUUUAGUAGCCGUGCUUUGUGCUUGUGCGUAUACAGGAAUGGUUGCACAGGGAAGAGAACUUUUUUCCUGGUUGAUGAAUGAGAAGUAUGGAUUUCCACCUGGUGUGAAACAUUACGCGUGUAUGGUUGAUCUAUUAGCGCGUUCAGGACAUUUAGAAGACGCGUUAAGCAUGAUCACAGACAUGCCAAUGGAACCAACGAAGAGCGUUUGGGGAGGAUUGCUUGCUGGCUGCAGGUUACAUGGAAAUCAAGAACUGAGUGAGUUUGCUGCAUGGAAGCUUAUAGGAUUGGCACCAAGAAACUCGGCCUAUUACGUUGUGUUGGCUAACUUAUAUGGUGCAAUGGGAAGGUGGAAUGACGCGGAGAAAAUUCGAGCUUUGAUGAAAGAUAGGGGAUUAUCAAAGGACUUGGGUAGUAGUUCAGUUGAGCUAGAGGAUCAAAAGGAUCUACUAGAGUUGUUAAGGUGAGAGUCAAGAUUCUUGUCAUUUGCAAAAGAAGGAAGUUAAUGUGUUUGAUUGAACUUUUGUUUGAUAACUCCUACAAUGAUCUUGUGGUAGAUUAAGCAUCAAUGAAACAUGAAAGAGAAAUUGUCACCUUAAUGUCCUA